Molecule: messenger RNA, 7786 nt
Organism: Pocillopora verrucosa
Lineage: Eukaryota; Metazoa; Cnidaria; Anthozoa; Scleractinia; Pocilloporidae
Product: neurogenic locus notch homolog protein 1
Biological process (GO): Notch signaling pathway; regulation of developmental process; axon guidance
Cellular component (GO): signaling receptor complex; cell surface; plasma membrane
Molecular function (GO): calcium ion binding; protein binding
Source: RefSeq, a predicted model, not a curated record
AUUGACUAUGUGGAGUCGGCAAGCCAGAUUUCGUCGAGAACGAUCUGCACUCGCCGGUUUGAAUUCCCCCUUAAUGGGGUUUCGGCAUGUACUAUGUGGAACAUACUGAAUAUUGUGUGUUUUUUGACGAUUUACGUCAAUGGAAAAACAGCCGUCGGACGGUACUAUAGACGUCUUAAAUCACGGGAGGGCCAAGCCGAUCGAUGUCCAACUCCGCGACUAGUGCCAAUUUUAUUUAAAAAAUACUGUAAGAGUUUAACGCCGUGUGAGAAUGAUAAAGGGUGCAGGAAGCCAAAGUGGAUCUGUGAGUGCCAUGAACACUGCGGCAGAGUUUGCAUAGAUCCAACCUCCACGUGUUCUGACGGAUAUUGCAAGAACGGUGGAACAUGUUCAGUUUUACAUGGGAAAGCUAAUUGCAGUUGUCCUUCUAAUUUCUCUGGACUCCAUUGUGAAAAGGACGUGGAUGAAUGCCAAGUGAAUAAUAAAUGCAAAAAUGGUGGAACUUGCGCAAAUAAUUUUGGUGGCUACAUUUGUAGUUGUAUAUUUGGUUGGGAUGGACCUGAAUGCACCAUCAACAAGGAUGACUGUGUGCCCUCUGGUAAUACCCCCUUGUGUUUUAAUGGUGGCACAUGCAUUGAUAAAGUUGGAAAAUAUGAUUGUCUCUGUCCUCCUGGAAAAAUGGGUCCUGUGUGCCAACAUGAUGAUCAAUGUUAUCAUAAACCUUGUUAUGGAACUGCCACUUGCUUUACUGAUGCAUUUGGAGCAUAUAGUUGCAUUUGUCCGAGAGGGUGGACUGGUAAGAAUUGCAGUAUUGACAUUGAUGAAUGCAGUUUGGAUUUGGUGUCACCUUGUCACCAUGGUGGUACAUGUGUCAACACUAAUGGAUCAUUUGAAUGCAGUUGUGUUGCUGGUUACAAAGGUGAAAGAUGUGACAAACCUAUAGAUGAGUGUGCUUCGAAUCCAUGCAAGAAUGGUGCUCAUUGCUUAGACUACACCAAUUUUUUUGUAUGUGCAUGCACACCAGGAUGGACAGGCAAAUAUUGUGAGACUUCGAUAAAUGAAUGUGCCAGCAGUCCUUGUCAAAAUGGUGGUCAGUGCACGGAUUUACUGAACAAGUACAGUUGUAAAUGCACCAUUGGCUUUAAUGGCACUAAUUGUGAGAUAAACAUUGAUGAUUGUGCAAACCCUAAUCCAUGCAAAAAUGGAGCCACAUGCACUGAUGGUGUUGGAUCAUAUACAUGCACAUGUGCUAGUGGGUUUACAGGAGGUAACUGUGAUAAAGACAUUGAUGACUGUGUCUCAGUACCUUGUAAACAUUAUGGAACAUGUGUGGAUGAAGUGAAUGGCUACUCUUGUCAGUGCACCCCUGGUUAUACAGGAAAUAAUUGUGAAAACCAAGUUGAUGAAUGUGCUAGCAAUCCUUGCAUGAAUGGUGGAAGCUGCACGGAUUUGCAAAAUGGUUUCCGCUGCACCUGUCCACAAGGCACAAGUGGUGUAAGAUGUGAGCACAAUGUUGAUGAUUGCAUUGGAGUGACUUGUGCCAAUGGUGGCACAUGCAUUGAUGAACUCAAUAGCUACAAAUGUGCCUGUCAUCCUGGUUUUUAUGGUGGAAAAUGUGAAAUGAACACUGACGAGUGUCGCUCACAACCUUGUCAAAAUGGUGGCAUUUGUACUGAUGGUGUUGCCCAGUAUCACUGUCAGUGUCCAGCUGACUUCACUGGUCGAAGUUGUGAAACCAGAGUUGACAACUGUCUUGGAAAUCAGUGCCAAAAUGGUGCAACAUGCCUCUCUGAGCAGAAUGGCUACUCAUGUCAGUGUGCCCCUGGCUUUAAGGGACAUUUGUGCCUGGUUGACAUUAAUGAAUGUGCUUCCAACCCCUGCAAUCAUGGUGAAUGCAGGGAUGGUCUCAACAAAUAUGUUUGUGUCUGUGACAGUGGCUACAGUGGCACUAAAUGUGAAACCAAUAUUGACGACUGUCAACCUAAUCCCUGUUUCCAUGGAUCAACUUGUUUUGAUAAAGUAAAUAAUUUUUCCUGUACGUGUUCUCCUGGUUUCUCUGGGCAGAGGUGCGAGCACCAUAUAGAUGAAUGUAAUUCACAACCCUGCCAAAAUGGUGCAACCUGUGUUGAUGAGAUUGGCUCCUACAGCUGCUACUGCAAGCCAGGCUACACUGGAAGGAAUUGUGAAAGUGUGAUAAAUUGGUGUCAGAGCUCUCCAUGUAAAAAUGGUGGAACAUGUAAACAAGACCCAAAUGCUCUUGAUUUUCAUUGUGAUUGUCUUACAGGAUUUAAAGGUAUAAUUUGUGAUGUGGAAAACAUAACCUGUAACAAUGCUAAGACUAAACUUACAGAUCGAAGUACUGUGUGUUUGAAUGGUGGUACUUGCAUUGAUGAUUACCAGAAUGUGCAGUCCUGUUCUUGUCCUCCUGGCUUUAUGGGAAGCUACUGCAAAUUGAACAUCAAUGAUUGUGCAAGUGGUCCUUGUAAGAAUGGUGCUCAGUGCUCCGAUGGUGUAGCAAACUAUACCUGCAGUUGUGCGAGAGGAUUUGCUGGUGACGACUGUGAAGAAAAUAUUGAUGAUUGUGCUUUAAACCCAUGUGACAAUGGUGGCACUUGCAUUGAUCUUGUAGAUGGCUUUAUCUGCUCUUGUCCUGUUGGAUAUGUUGGCAACAGGUGUGAACAGAAUCCUAAUGAUUGCUUGAUAUCUAGUACUGCCUGUUUCAAUGGAGGACAUUGUGUGGAUGGCCUGAAGGCUUUUUCCUGCCAGUGUGCUGCAGGAUAUUCAGGAGUGCGUUGUGAGGUUGACAUCGAUGAAUGUGCAUCCAAUCCUUGCUCUGCACUUGGGACUGAAAAGUGUUAUUCUUUGCCUAAUAAUGAUUACAGUUGUAAGUGCAAGAUGGGAUUUCUUGGGAAAAACUGUGACAUCGAUAUCAAUGAAUGUUUGUCAUAUCCCUGCCAAAAUGGAGCUGAAUGCAAGGAUGGGGCUGGGAAACAUAUCUGCCUCUGCCAGAUGGGAUAUUCAGGGCUAAACUGUGAGCGUCGUGUUUACUCAUGUUCAGAUGAUCCUUGCUUGAACAGCGGCACCUGCUUGACACAUACAAAUGGUAGUUUUUCAUGUGCUUGCGUGGAUGGGGUAAAAGGAAAAAGCUGUGAAUGGAAUCUGGACGACUGUCUUUCCACACCUUGCCAGAAUGGGGGAACAUGUGUGGAUUUGUUCGGUAACUAUGAGUGCAAGUGCCCUGUGGGGUAUACUGGAAGAAACUGUGAGCAGGAGAUUAAUGAAUGCCAAAGCAAUCCCUGCAAGCACAAUGGUACAUGUGAAGAUAUGAUGGGCCAUUACAGAUGCAAGUGUCCAGUUGGCUUUAACGGGACCGACUGCGAGGAAGAAGCGAAAUGCCCCUAUUCGUAUUGUAAAAAAACAUUUGUACCAGGAGGGACUUGUAACGAAAGUUGCAACACUCACUCUUGCAACUGGGACGGGACUCUUUGUUCCCUUGGAAUACAACCAUGGAAGAAUUGCUCUGUACAUACAGCAAGUGGAGAAUUUUGCUUCAAAGUGUUCCAAAAUGGAAAAUGCGACACGUAUUGCAACAAAGCUGAAUGCCUUUUUGAUGGAUUUGACUGCAAUGCACCCAAGGAAGAAUGCAGCAAUGAUGAUUAUUGCAAGUCACGCUUUGAGAAUGCAAUAUGUGACACGGUGUGCAACAAUGAAGCUUGUUUGAAAGAUGGCCUGGACUGCGAGACUGGAAAACCGGAACCGGGCGAAGGGACGCUUAUACUAGUGUUGAGGGUGCCUCCAGAAGUUUUCCGCAAUGGCUCAAGAAUAUUUAUGAGGGAACUUUCUGCGGUUUUGAACACCAUCGCGUUUAUCAAGAGACAAGGAAACGAAGAAAUGAUCUUUUCCUUUGAUCUUAAAACGCGUAAACGUCGCCAAGUUGUUCAUCUGCGUGUUGUUCGAGCGGCCGACGGAACAGGGACGAAAGUGCACGUACAGCUUGACCAACGAGGUUGUUCAGGACCAGCGUGUAUCUCCACAGCCAGCGAAGCGGCCCGCUACCUUGGUGCGUUAAAGUCGUCUAAUAAGCUGGAUCUACCCUAUCCUGUGUACAGAGUGGAAGUGGAGGACACCUCUCCAACUCCAUCACCGCCUGUUUCUGGAACUAAGCUGUCACCACUUUACAUAGCCAUUCUGUGUGUAGUUAUCCCACUGCUCCUUGUGGGAGGGUUGUUGGGUGGCAAGAAAGUAUACGCCAAGCUAUGGGUACCAGAGGGCUUUCCUAUAUACCGGUCCCGGCGCCAGCCGUCUACCAGACGUGAUCCUGUAGGGCAAGAAGUCUCCAUGAGAUCGAUGAGCAAGAGUUCGUCAGAAAUUGAUGAAGAGGGUGCAUGCGCCGACGGCGAGAGCAGCCGUUCAGACUUGACUCCUCCCAGAGAAUCUAAACGCGUUAAGCUGGACAACGGUGAAGACUCGCGAAAGUGGACCACACUUCAUAAGCAAGCGGCGGACGUAACUGUGCGCAACUGCGCGUUGGCUUUGACUCCUCCUCAGGAGGGAAGCGGCGAAAGAGGGGUACCGGGCGUAGACGUGGAUGCUAGAGGCCCAGGUGGAAUGACAGCCCUUCACUUGGCAUCCUGCCGUGGAACUUACGGUGAUGGCAGCAGCCUUGAUGAUGACAAAGACAGUGAUGACAGUGGAGGGGCCAUGGUGUCGGAUCUACUGUCCCUUGGGGCAAACUAUGUUUCCAAGACGGACCUGGAAGAGACGCCGCUUCAUCUUGCUGCCCGGCACUCAAGGGCGGAUGUGGCUAAACGUCUGUUGGACUACGGAGCAGAUGCGAACGCACGUGACCGUCUCAACCGCACGCCCCUCCAUUUGGCCAUCGGAGCUGAUGCACAAGGUGUCUUCCAGAUCUUGUUAAGGAAUCGUGCCACAGACCUCGAAGCCCGAAUGGACGACGGUACCACUCCGCUUAUCCUUGCCGCAAGACACGACCUUCCAGACCUGGUGCGGCACCUCAUCAAAGCCGGAGUGAAGGUUAACAGUGCUGACAAUCAAGGAAAAACGGCUUUGCAUUGGGCUGCGUCAGUGAACAGCCUGGAUGUCACCAAAGAGUUGUUAAGAAAUGGCGCCAAGAAAGACGCCCAGGACGAAAAGGGUCAAACUCCGUUGUUCCUGGGUUGUCGUGAAGGCAGCGUACAGACCGUGAGACAUCUCUUGGUGAAUUAUGCCAACAGGAAAGUUGCCGAUUCUAUGGACAUGACACCUGAAGAUAUCGCUAAACAAAGACAUCAUCACGACAUUGUCGAAUUGCUUACGGAUUGGUCACUUGGCUGUAACUCGCCAAAGGCAGUUCCAGCCCCUACUUCACCCCCCGAGGGGCAAAAAUCACCCAUGGUUAGCAUAGCAUCUCCUCUGGCAACAUCGCCACCAGCUGUCGAAAUUCCCAAUGGUAGCGCGGCAGCCAUGGUACAACAAUUCCACGCGGCGCGUCCAAAGGCCACAGGGAGUAGAACGCCUGGAUCGAGACCCAGGCCGAGUGCAACCGGAAAUAAUAAUAACAAUAAUGCAAAGAGGAAGCGCAAGAAGGCGCGGCCUGACGAGGAAGUGCACUCGUCAAUGAGUGUCGUCCCAACGCUUUCAUCUCCUGGGUCCGGGCAUGUUGUAACGUCCUGCACUGCUGGACAGCAACAGCAGCAGGCGUUUUCGCCAAAUUGUGUGCCAAUCUCGAACGUACUCUCGCCGUUAGGGAGCAUUUCUCCCGGCAUAUCUCCCGGCAUAUCUCCUGCGGAUUCAACUACGCUAUCACCUUUUCAAGCUCCAAAUUCGUUGGAUGCACAACCACCUUCACCGCUAGAAAUAUUAUCACCCGAUGACCUAGCCGGGUUGGAAGAGGUUGACCUUGAUUUUGAUUUAGUUGGCGCUCUCGAUGAUCCUACGGAUAUGUCCAUAUGCGGGUUUACCAUGAACACUUCUUUAGGGCAGGGGGCCGCUAUGGACCACACUGUACCCACUACAUCAGACUGUCUGUACAUGCCCGUCAGGCCAUUCGAGGGUCAAAGACUCUACUCGGUUCAUAGCACACCGGACUUACCUUGUGUCGGUCUGCAACCUUCCGACUCUCGAGCUUUAGUCUUUAACGGAAGAACUUGUCAUUCGGCGCAGAAGGCGCCUCCACCGAUCUCUCAACAGGCCGCAUUUCAGGCCAUCACUAACUCCAACAUGUAUUCUCACGUCGGUGGCGUUGGCGGAUUAGGAAACGGCCAGCCGUUUAGGAAAGACUACCAAAAUGACGAUUAUUCGAUGCGCCAUCAACAAUUGCAACAUAUGCCGCAUCAGCUUGUCUUUCCGGCCGACGAAAUGGCUCCUGUACAUACACAAGUGCGGUUCAUGAAUAAUUACGACUCGUCGCCGCAAAAGUAUUUAUCAUCUUUCCCGACCCCCUCACCUGAUUCGCCGGGAGACUGUUCAUCAUCGUCAUCAUCGUCCUCGUGCUAAUCAAUUGAUUUCUGUACUAUUCGUGUUUGUUAUGAUUGGGUUUUUUUAAGAUCGCCAUGAGAGUCGUCACAAUACAUACUACGCUCAGUUAUUUUCUAUUGUAUUCUUGGUUUAUUAAUCGCUAAGCGUAUUUAUUUAUUUGUACAAAAAAUGACAGUGUAAUUGCCAAUAGUCACAAGUCAGUCUGGCUCUAUAAGGAAUGUCACGCAAGGUUUCGUGGGAAGCGGUGCGUGACGCCCCACCACAAUUUGUCACGACUCACCCAAAAUAAGCUUGGAAUUUUCGAGCGAGAAUCUUUUUUUUUGUUUGUUUUUUGUUUUGUUUUUGUUUUUUUUUUGGGUUUUUUUUGGCAUACUUGUGUGAGUCGUGGCUUCUUAUCGAACUAGAUUGACAAUGAAUACUGCCAUUGACACUAAAAUAAGUUUUGUCAACGCCACACCCCUGAAGAGAACUUAUAUUGUGCAACGAUGAAUAAGUAAGUUUGGUAAAACUGGUGUUUCAGGUUAUGCAUCAUAAUGUUACGAAUCGUGUCAAGUUAUUUAUUAAUCAGUUAACGUUGUAGUUAUUCUAUAGUCACUCAAUUGUGUUUUGGGUGGCGAACUCGGAAGGUAAACAAAUCGAAAAUCAAGGCUUCUUAAACAUACGAUAAAAGGUUUCUAGAUUGAACAGUUUUAUAGUUCUUAAAUUGCAAGAGGUUGUGUCCAGUCGGUUGAAUGUUCAUCAGAUUUUGUAAGAUAUACGUCAAGGAAUGAUAUUUCGUAUGGUAUGACCGUAACUGUAAUUUUAAACGUGGGAAGGAUUGCAGUACAUAGAUGCACUGCGUAUUUGAAGGACAGUCCGCUCGAAGGACGGCGAAAAGUGGUCACUGCUUUAAAAAAGAAAAAAAUGCAAUUGAUUUAUAGUCGAAUAAUUGAAUUUCAUGUUGGAACAAAACACACAGAGCUAUAGAAAAGUUUAAUAUAUUUUUAAGAUGUAAUUAGGGAGAACGUACCAAACUGUAAAUACAUUUUUUUUUUUUUGUAUAUUGAAAACAUUUAUGCCCCAUGUACUCGCCACACUCAGUUGAAUCGACACACCUUAAACAUUUGAGUUCUUAGUUCUGAAGUGAGGGGUUUUUAGGUAUGGUUGAGUGACUGUUUUAGCCCGACUAGAAGCUUCGGUAAUCCGGUAUAUUAUUUUUAUAACUUCUUUUCUGGAAAUCAUUUAAGUACAUACACUAUGUAAUCAACGAUAAAAAAUACUAUUUUGGGACGGAAAAAUAAUAAUAAACCUUGAAUUGCGAUAGAAGGCA